Messenger RNA from Blepharisma stoltei, 1488 nucleotides. The record is from the annotation of a GenBank genome assembly. NCBI's taxonomy places the organism in Eukaryota, Ciliophora, Heterotrichea, Heterotrichida, Blepharismidae.
AUGGAAAGCUUGCUUGGUGUUGAGGUCUUUCUUGCUGUAAUUAUCCUAAUUUUGUAUAUUUUGACAGCUGAAUUAAUUGAAAAAUCCAAGUGUGACUAUUUGCAUGAAACGACGAUAGCAAUUGGGCUUGGGAUGAUAGGAGGGCUAGGAUUCUAUUUCCUUGCAGGGGAUCAAAAAAUUGAGUUUUCAACAGGGAUCUUUUUCUACUUUGUUUUACCUCCAAUAGUAUUUGCAGCUGGCUACACGCUGAAAUCUAGAAAUUUCUUUCUGAAUUUUGGGUUCAUUGCUUUAUAUGGAUUCCUAGGUACAUUUUUUUCCUUUCUCACAUUAGCGAUUAUGGCAAUAUUCUUCAAUGAGAACGGAGCAGUCUCAGAUACUGACAAAAUUUCUACAAAAGACUGUUUACUAUUAGCAAGUGUUCUUUCAGCAACAGAUACUGUGGCCGCCAUCACUGUGGUAAAAGAAUCUAAAUUCCCAAGACUCCAUUCAAUUUUAUUCGGCGAAGGAGUGAUGAAUGAUGCUGUAGCCAUUGUCCUAUUCAGAACUGUCGCUUAUAUUGGUGAUGAAUUUGACGCCCUUGAUGGUUUAAACCUGUUAUUAAGCUUUUUAUAUAUGACAGGAACAAGCAUAUUAAUUGGUUUAGGGCUUGGGCUAUUAGCUGCAUAUAUUUUAAAGAAAUUUGGAUCAAUGGGAGAUCACCCAGAUAGGGAAACUGCUUUUAUUAUACUCAUGGGAUACAUGUCUUACAUUGUAUCUGAGCUUUUAGACUUAUCAGGGAUUAUGGCAAUUUUUGUAUGUGGGGUCACUAUGGCUCAUUAUGCUUGGCAUAACUUGUCUAGAGAUUCACAACAAGGGACAAAUCUUGUAUUUUCAGCCUUUUCUCAAGGCGCUGAAGCACUAACUUUUACAUAUUUAGGAAUGACAGUGACAACAACAGGAUGGGAAGACUGAAAUAUUUUAUUUUUACUAUGUAUGUUUGUAGCCAUGGUUGUCGGCAGAGCCGCUUCUAUUUUUAUGUCAUCUGCUAUUGUCUAUUUACUCCAAUGGGGACACUUUGGCUUGGACUCUAAAAGCAUUUGUGUAGCCUGGUUCACUGGUCUGAUCCGUGGAGCAAUUGCUUUUGCCUUGGUUUUACAAAUAGAAAGUGAGCACCAAAAGGUUUUAGUGUCUACCACCCUUGGCAUUGCUUUAUUAACUACAAUAUGCUUAACGAACUUACUAUCGCCUUAUACAAGAUUUAUAGGACUAGAAUCAAGCUCAUCUCAAGAAAUUUAUUUUGAAUUGAUGUCAAAAACAGCUAACACAGAUGAUAAAAUUUAUACCCAAACAAUAGAAAGCUCAGGGCUGUCUUGGUUUCAUAGGAAUUGGCAGAAAAUUGAUGAGAAAUAUUUAACGCCGAUUUUUGGAGGAAUGAAAAUUGAAGAAGAACAGAAAAAAGUGUGGGAUAAGCUGUGGGCGGAUGAUGAAAUUGAGAUUAAUAAACUUUAA